UAUCAAGAGAGCAUGGCUCACCUGGGUGAACGUAAAUGGACUCACGUGUUCCCUUUUCUGGUGGUCUCCCUGGUGUACUCUGCCAGCGCUGAAUACUCCAAUUGCGGCGAGAACGAAUACUACAACCAGACCACCGGCAUGUGCCAUGACUGCCCCAAGUGUGAGCCGGGAGAAGAGCCUUACAUGACAUGUGGAUAUGGCACCAAAGAUGAGGACUACGGCUGCAUCCCCUGCCCUUCGGAGAAGUUCUCCAGAGGAGGUUAUCAGAUAUGCAGGCGGCACAAAGACUGCGAGGGGUUUUUCCGAGCCACAGUCUUGACACCUGGUGAUCAGGAGAAUGAUGCCGAGUGUGGUCCUUGUCUCCCAGGUUACUACAUGCUCGAAAACAGACCUCGCAACAUAUAUGGGAUGGUUUGCUACUCGUGCUUGCUGGCGCCUCCUAACACCAAGGAAUGUGCAGGGGCUACCUCUGGCAUUUCAGCCAUUUUCCCGAGUACCUCUGGCACAAGCACUUUCUCACCUUACCAGCAUGCUCACAAAGGAGAUCUUUCAGGACAAGGGCAUCUGGCUACAGCUCUUAUAAUUGCAAUGUCUACCAUCUUCAUAAUGGCUAUUGCCAUUGUCCUCAUCAUCAUGUUUUAUAUUGUGAAAACAAAACCAUCUGCUCAAGCCUGUUGCAAGAGCCAUUCGGUAAAAAAUGUCGAAGCUCAGGCUAACACACAAGAAGAGAAGAAAGAAGUGCAAGAUAAUGUUGUGAUAUUCUCUGAGAAAGAAGAGUUUGAGAAACUUACAGCAACUCCAGCUAAGGCUGUUAAAAGUGAAAAUGAUGCAUCGUCUGAGAAUGAACGACUUUUAAGCCGUAGUAUGGAUAGUGAUGAAGAAGCUGCAGUUGACAAGCAAGGGACUCCAGAGAGAUGCUUGUUAUCUUUAGUGCAUUUGGCCAGAGAUAAGUCUUCUACAAGCAAUAAAUCAACUGGGAUUCAAAGUAGAAGGAAAAAGAUACUUGACGUGUACGCUAACGUAUGCGAUGUUGCAGAAGGUCUGAGCCCAACGGAGCUGCCAUUUGAUUGCCUGGAGAAGACCAGCCGAAUGCUCAGCUCGACCUACAACACGGAAAAAGCCAUAGUGAAAACAUGGCGCCACCUUGCCGAGAGCUUUGGACUGAAAAGAGAUGAGAUUGGUGGUAUGACAGACGGCAUGCAGCUCUUUGAUCGCAUCAGCACAGCAGGUUACAGCAUCCCAGAACUGCUAACCAAACUGGUGCAAAUUGAGCGGUUGGAUGCUGUCGAAUCCUUGUGUGCGGAUAUUCUGGAGUGGGCACAAGCAAUGCCUGCUCCUGAGCCAGCAGGGACAUCCUGACAUGCCUGCCUGGGAGCUGUGCUUCCACAUCACCCACAAGAACCAUGAUUCCAGUGAGCACCACGUCAAAGACUUUGGGCAAGAGACCAUUGAUGUUUCUUCUACAUACUUG
This is a messenger RNA of Strigops habroptila (Kakapo), 1471 nucleotides long. RefSeq names its product ectodysplasin A receptor (gene EDAR). The record is from RefSeq and is a predicted model, not a curated record. The coding region runs from base 13 to 1359 and encodes 448 amino acids. Gene Ontology annotation, biological process: positive regulation of JNK cascade; positive regulation of canonical NF-kappaB signal transduction. Lineage: Eukaryota; Metazoa; Chordata; Aves; Psittaciformes; Psittacidae. The transcript has 11 exons. Gene Ontology annotation, cellular component: plasma membrane. Gene Ontology annotation, molecular function: signaling receptor activity.